AUGUUCAACUACAUAAAAUGCUACCUUAACUCAAGACAAUUCUCAAUCUCUCUUUCAAAUGCCCAAUCAAAAAACUACUCCCAGCAAAAUGGAAUUCCUCAAGACGACUUUAAUUUCUGGUGCAAAAGCCCUAAUCUAAAAACGGUACAACACUUCCUACAAGAUACAGCAAACAACAUCUCAAAAUGGUCAACACUCACCGGUUUCAAAAUCUCCAGCCUUAAAUCUCAAUGCAUCAUAUUCUCCAAUAAAAGAGGCCAAAAGCACAUCAACAUCCAGUUAAAUGACAUCCUCAUCCCAAACGUAAAUACAAUUAAAAUACUCGGAGUUUAUUUCGACAAAAAAAUCAAUUGGUUACAACACCUUAAACAACUCAAGAUAUCAUUGUCGAGAAGUCUCAACAUCAUGAAAAUGAUAAGCCACUUCACAUGGGAAGGAGACGAAGAAACACUCAUAAAAAUCCACAGACAUCUCAUCAGAGCAAAAAUGGACUACGGUGCAACAAUCUACCAAUCAGCCAAAUCUCACCACAAAAGAAUAAUAGAUUCUACUAUAAACUCCAGCUUAAGAUUCGCUAUUGGAGCUUUCCGAUCUAGUCCCAUAGAAAGCAUUCGAAACCUAGCACUUGAACCCCCUACUGAGCUUAGACACUUAGAAAAAUCACUACUCUACGCUGCCAGCAUCACAAGAAACUCUGGCAAUCCAGUAAACAAAUACACUACAGAAAUUACCGAGUACGCUAAAGACCCUGGUAUAGAAUUCAAUGCGAUAACGAAAGUUCAACCCUUCAAAUUCCCCCCAUGGGCCUUCAAUAUUGAUAUAAACCUGGAUUUAACUAAAUUCAAAAAAGUGGACACUACACCCAUGAUUUACAAAAAUCACUUAAACGAAAUACUCCAAGAUCACAAAAAUGCAAAUUGUUAUUACACUGAUGCCUCUAAAUCUAGAAAAGGCGUGGGAAUCGCAAUUACUAACCAUGACCUCUCCAUCAGAUUCAAACUCCGCGAAAGCUACUCUAUAUACACGGCAGAAGCCAUAGAAAUACUCAAUACAGUAGAUCACAUAUUACUUAAUCACGAUCAUGGAAACCCCCACAAAAGCAAUCUAAUCCUGUCAGACUCACUUUCAUCACUCACGAGCCUCAAAAACUCAUUCAACACUACAGAUAUAGCAAAACUUAUACUUCAAAAAACUAGCCUAGCAUAUCAGACAGGAAUCAAAAUUUCACUAGUAUGGAUCCCGGGGCACAGCGGCACAGUUGAGUUUAAAGUUUUGGAAGUGUAUGGAUUGGUGAUAUAA
Macrosiphum euphorbiae (potato aphid) is the source of this 1299-nucleotide messenger RNA. NCBI's taxonomy places the organism in Eukaryota, Metazoa, Arthropoda, Insecta, Hemiptera, Aphididae. The record is from the annotation of a GenBank genome assembly.